Molecule: messenger RNA, 1314 nt
Organism: Fusarium redolens
Lineage: Eukaryota; Fungi; Ascomycota; Sordariomycetes; Hypocreales; Nectriaceae
Exons: 1
Coding region: 184-843 (219 amino acids)
Biological process (GO): positive regulation of catalytic activity; deadenylation-dependent decapping of nuclear-transcribed mRNA; deadenylation-independent decapping of nuclear-transcribed mRNA
Cellular component (GO): P-body
Molecular function (GO): enzyme activator activity; mRNA binding
Source: RefSeq, a predicted model, not a curated record
CAAAGAGUAAACUUCAAUCUCCAUACCACAACCAACUGUCGAUCACACGAUCGUCUUCUGGGAUCCUAAUAUCAUAUGUACAUGAACCAUAUGUCUUAAACUAUCAUUUGUGACAAGACUAUUUACAACUACCGAUCACGCAUCCACAUACGCGCCCAACACCAAAACACAACAAUAACUAUCAUGAGUCGACAAACACCUCGAAAGGCUCGCCAUAGCCGUCAGCCGUCAAACCGUAUCCCCGCAGUAUCAGAUUAUGAAUCCGAUGCCGCUGCCAUACAUGCCGAUUACGCGCCACCACCUCCACGCACAAACACCGAGCUUAACCUCUCCGUCCUCCAACGCUACCUCCCCUCCAUCCACACUAUUCUCAGCAUAGCCGCCAACGCUGUCAUUUACACAUUCAACAGUGCUUCAGAAAGCUGGGAGAAGUCAGGAGUUGAAGGAACAAUGUUUGUCUGUGCGCAGAGUCCACUCCCCGAGGACCCAGGCCAGCGACCACGAGCUUGCGUGUUUGUGCUCAACAGACGAGGACUUGACAAUGUGAUCGUGGACCUCUCACGGGUCACGCAUGCAGAGGUGUCUGGAGAGCUCGUUAUUAUGAAGGUCGAGGGCGAAUGGAAGGAGGGUGACAAGGUGCUUGGAGUGUGGAUUCACAACGAUAAGGACGAAACACGAGAAGUGAACGCUGCAAUAAUCCAGGAAGCUUGGAAGAUUGCGCGGUCGGCAGGUCCAGUUGAACCGCAGGGCCCCGAGGCUGGUCCAGCUAUGCAGGCAAUGGGUAAGAGGUUGAGUCUGAGUGAUCUAUUCGGGUCAGGAAAUGGUCUCAAUAUUGGACACUAGGUGUCGUCCAAGAUGCAUCAGAAACCUGAGGUUGAGGAAUCGAAGAUCGAGAAGUCUGAGGACUCUAAGAGAUCUAAGGAGUCAGGGGAGUCGAAAAGGCUCGAGAAGCGAGGGAAGCCAGCUAAGCCGAUGGAACGAGAGGCAUCUGAGGACUCUGAUACAGAAAAAAGCGAAUCUGAGAAGUCAGAGCCAGAGGAGUUGGAGCGGGAGAAGUUGGUGCCUGAAAUUCCAAAGUCUGAGAAGGCAGAGUCUCCAGGAUCAGAGUCCGAGGUUGACACAGAGUAGAGCUUCCAUGAUACAGGGAACUACUUUUCAGUUUUAGGGAAUAUGGAAAUAUGAUCAACCGCUUCAGCGUUGACAUGGUCAAGGGCUAGAGCAACCCCAAUAGUUAGCACUUGCACAGUUUUUGCCCAAAAAGGCAGGGCAUAAAAGCCCAAUAAUGUAGAAUUAUAGCGGUCUGCACACAAGCAU